Molecule: messenger RNA, 3743 nt
Organism: Priapulus caudatus
Lineage: Eukaryota; Metazoa; Priapulida; Priapulimorpha; Priapulimorphida; Priapulidae
Product: coiled-coil domain-containing protein 85C-like
Exons: 7
Coding region: 290-1423 (377 amino acids)
Source: RefSeq, a predicted model, not a curated record
AAAGUUAGGUCAAAGGUCGCAUCAACGCAUCAACAGUUUGGCAGUCGUAGUUCAAGUUGUUCAUAUUUUCGUUUUUCGCUAAACCAAAUAACCUACUCGCGGUGAUCACCAAGACAGGAUAUGCUGCCACGCAUGGGCUAGAUCAACUUCUAGUAUCCAGCAAUACUUCUUGCACCCGCUUCAGGAAGACUCUUACCCAUGGUCUCACGCUUGUGAUACAUGUACAAGCUGUACGGUGAGUCCCCGGCAUAGGGGCACCAGACAGCGUAGUUAGCGCGACAGCGCACGGAUGGCGUCGUACGUGCCACCGCCGAUGUACAACGGUCAUAGCGGGACGUCGUCGCCGUCGUCGCCGCCGCCGAAGAUGACGGACGAGCAGCUGCUGCAACUCGGCCCGCAAGAGCUGGUGCGGAGGCUGCAGCGCGCCGACGCCGAGCGCAUGCAGAUGAUGCUCGAGCACGGCGCGCUGAUGAAGGAGGUGAACCGGCGCAUGCACCUGCACCUCGUCGAGAUCCGCGGCCUCAAGGACGUCAACCAGCGGCUGCAGGACGACAACCAGGAGCUGCGCGAUCUUUGCUGCUUCCUCGACGACGACCGGCAGAAGGGCCGCAAGCUGAGCCGCGAGUGGCAGCGCUUCGGCCGCUACACGGCCGGCGUGAUGCGCAGCGAGGUCGCCUCCUACCUCGGCAAGCUGCACGAGCUCGAGACGAAGCAGGCCGAACUCGUGCGCGAGAACGCCGAGCUCAAGGAGCUGUGCAUCUACCUGGACGACGAGCGCGUGAAGGGCGAGUGCGCGUGCGCGCACUGCGGCGGGCCGCUCGCCAGCCGCGAUCAGGGCGACGGCAGCAGCGCGAGCAGCACCAGUCCCAGUGGCGAGGGCAGGAGCACCGAGGACGGCUUCAAGAGGGAGAGGGAGUUGGCUGACAAGGAUCUGAUGCGGCACCGAGGCAUCAUCACAGAGCAAACUGUACAGUACAUCAGACGUUUGGAAGAGAAAAUCCAUCAACUUGAGGAUGACACUGUCAUUGACAAUCUGCAGCCGAUGGAGGCACGGCCGACGGCUGGUCGAGAGAUGGCCCAGAAAGCAGACAUGCCGGUAGGAGUGCACCAGUCUUACCUGCCUUACAAGAGCCAACCCAUCAGUAAUGGCAUGCCUACACACAGUAGAGAGGCCACCUUGACACCGACGGAUGGCCGGGACGUGUCUAGCAAACCAGAAGCAAUUGUUCAUGCCAUGAAGGUUCUUGAAGUACAUGAGCAGUUGGAUCGACAGACCAAUGAAUAUGCAUCAGAAGACUUGAAUGAUAAAGAGAAAGCAAUUGUCAGAGAGAUGUGUAAUGUUGUUUGGAGAAAACUGGCAGAUGGACCUAGCGUGCCAAAUGCAACCGCUUCAACUGCUAAUUCUGUGCCAAGCAGUUACUAAUGUGGUGCUUAUACACAAAGUGGCUCUGCGUAAUGUGCAAAUCUACGUCGCAGCAAGGGUGAUAAAAAGACACCGUUGCACUUGAAUAAACUAACCUUGUUGAUAUUUCGACAUAUCAUUUAUUGCCACAUAUAAAGUAAGGUUAGGAUCAGGUCAGACCUUAAUGAUUUGUUGUUUGAUAUGAAGUAUAGCCAAUCCUUGAAAAUUGUGCCCUACUGAAUUUCCCACUGUGUAAUUGCAUGCAUUUAAAUGGUAUUGCAGCAAAAAUAAACGUGUGCUUUUGUGCACAUACUACCCCCCCCCCAACCUACAGUACUGUUGUAACAGGUUACAUCAAGCAAGAAAUUAUUUAAGUGUGUCAUGAAAUGAAGUAAUGUGCUAUUAUAACCACAGUAAUUUUUGCAGUGCAGAUUCUAUUUUUAUAGAUGUUGAACUGUGAACGCUAAGGGGAUAUACAAUACUUUAUUGUAAGACUGUUGGACGUGAGGCUGGCAGAAAGCCAGUUUUAUUGUAAAUAUUCUGUCCUACUGUGUUAUGGGAAGCCAGACAUAAAAAAAUCUGUGGAAAAAAUCGGCUCCACUUGCGCCUGCCCCAUCGUGAACAAUAAUUAUGAUGUCACCACAAAUGAAUUUUCCAUCCAGUGCAUUUUUUCUUAUCAGCUGCGUGAUAUGUACAUCUAUAUCAUUACGGUGACACAAUGCACUGUAUGUUGUUGACGGUAAUUGUCGUGAUCUAUACUAAUUAGUUAAUAGAACUAAGAGGUAGAGGAAACCACAGCUAGGAACACAGACCUGUUUCCUGAAAGAAUAUCAAUGAUUAAAAGUCAAAAGUUCGUUUGUAGCGGUUUAAUAUAGUAAACAAAAUCAUUAGCAGUCUGUUAAAAAACGAAUAAGGAUAUUAUAAGAUUCUUUCGCCAGUCACAUCUAUUUUUAUUGCUGAGUUUUUAUUAGCAUUUGCUCUCGCUUUACAUGUACGAGGCAAGUAGAGCCAUUUUGUGCCUCACAUUUUAAAAAGCUUCAACGCAUAAUUAAAUACUGUGCUUUGAACUUUAUUCUUUCAAUUUGUCUCUAAUGAUAUUUUCUAUAUGUAAAGAUUGAAACGGAAAGAAUGCAGACCCUUGCCACCCUGGCUACAUUUACUGAUAUAGGUGAUUGCAGUGUGGUUGGAAGCUUGGUGAUACAUUUAACUAGGAAUGUUUGUGACAUAACAUGUAUACACUAGAAAGGCUUGUCAGUGUUCAUCAGCUCUGAAUGUGGGGCUUCUCGUUCCCUGCCCCUUUAUUAGUUAGAUUAGAAGUACAUAGAGUAUUUACACCGUUUAGAGCGUUAACCUUCACAGGAAGUUUAGUUUGAGAAUGCUUUCCUGUCAUGUUAAUGUAGCGGAGCGUAUAUAAUAAGUUUUAUAUAUUUGUAAUAUUAAUCAUAGUGUGUAGGAUUGGUGAAUUAGUAACGUCGGAAUGAAAAUUUAAGUGACAUAUUUAUCUUGACAAAAUGCCUUUUCAUAUGUAAAAAUGCAAAUUUGUAUGUGUAUUGCGCAUGUACAAAAAGCCCCAUCGGUUGUUUAUAGUUUUAAAUUUUUGACUGCAAUGUUAUCAUAAUCAUGCAUAUUAUCUGAUAAUAUCAUAAUAGUUCGUAGUUUGUGAUUUUCAAAAGUCUUCAAUUUAGAAUCAUUAGUAGAAUCAUCGCUUAUCUAUUUUGAUUAAUUUGAUGUAUUCGUUUUACUAUGGUAAUAACUCAUAUAUCUUUACAUUCAUGUCUUAAAAUUUGCUCUAAUCGAAAAAAAAACUCAAAUUGAAAAAUUACACUUGUUUGUGUGUUGUGUUCACGAUCGCUUUUAGCUCCCCGAGCACGUACUCGGAAUGCAUACAUUGUAGCCUGGAACGUGGGUUGGGUACAUACGUAUGUUUUUCACGCUGCUGCGAUAGGUGCAAAUAAAAUAAACGAGUUCAAACUUUUCCCUUUUUUUUUAAUUCUGCACACUUUCUAUUGGCCUUGUUGUUAAUCGAAACAUGUGUGCACCGUAUUUACAUUUGCAUGUCAUGAAAUGUAAUAUUAAAUGUUUGGGUUAAUUGUAGCGAAAACGUGCAAAUAAUGUCGGAUCACACUACGUUACAGGUACGCUGCAUUUUGCAGUUAUCUACAAAUAACGUUGAACACACGUUUAAACUGGCAGCCGCGCAGCUAUCAAGGAAGUCGUAUCGUUUUCUGCCUAUAUAAAAUACUGUGCCGCAGUGUUCCAGUAGCGCAUAAAUUAAUCAAUAAUUAUAAUCGAUAUAACUAUAAACAAAAUGCAUUAAAUCGUACUUUGUCUAUUUGAUCAA